Messenger RNA from Cucumis sativus (cucumber), 1394 nucleotides. RefSeq names its product caffeoylshikimate esterase. Gene Ontology annotation, molecular function: lipase activity. Gene Ontology annotation, cellular component: membrane. NCBI's taxonomy places the organism in Eukaryota, Viridiplantae, Streptophyta, Magnoliopsida, Cucurbitales, Cucurbitaceae. The transcript has a single exon. The record is from RefSeq and is a predicted model, not a curated record. The coding region runs from base 178 to 1158 and encodes 326 amino acids.
AAAGUUUUUCUUAAGAAAAAACAACCAAAUGAAAAUUAAAAAACAAACCCAAUAAAGUUACGUUCGUGAAUUUACAAUUUUGCCCUCCCCACCUACCACACUUUCCCCAUCUUAACAUACAUUACAACCACCACACACCUUCGUCCCUCACCACUCACAAACUCACAAGCGGCGAAAAUGCCAACGGAAUCAUCACCGCCACCAGAGCCACCACUCAACUUCUGGGGCGAUCAACCGGAGGAAGAAUUUUAUGCUUCACAAGGCGUCCGCAACACCAAAUCCUUCUUUGAAACCUCCCAUGGCAAGCUCUUCACACAAAGCUUCAUCCCUCUUGACUUCCCCGAUCUCAAAGGCACCGUCUACAUGACUCACGGCUACGGCUCCGACACCGGCUGGAUGUUCCAAAAAAUUUGCCUCUCCUACGCUUCCUGGGGCUACGCCGUCUUCGCCGCCGACCUCCUCGGCCACGGACGCUCCGAUGGCCUCCGCUGUUACCUCGGCGACAUGGACAAAAUCGCCGCCGCAUCCCUCUCCUUCUUCCUCCACACCCGCCGUAGCGAGCCCUACCGCCACCUUCCAGCGUUCCUCUUCGGCGAAUCCAUGGGCUGCGCCGCCACCAUGCUCAUGUACUUGCAGUCCGAUCCAGACACCUGGACCGGCCUCAUCUUUUCAGCUCCCCUCUUCGUCAUACCAGAAAAUAUGAAACCGAGUAAGCUCCGACUCUUCCUAUACGGCCUUCUCUUCGGCGUCGCAGACACUUGGGCCGCCAUGCCGGACAAUAAAAUGGUCGGAAAGGCGAUUAAGGAUCCGCAGAAAUUGAAGAUAAUAGCAGCAAAUCCUAGAAGGUACACGGGACCGCCUAGGGUUGGGACGAUGAGGGAAUUGGUUAGGGUAACGCAGUAUAUUAGGGAUAAUUUUUCUAGGGUUACAGCGCCGUUUCUAACGGUACACGGUACGGCGGCGGACGGAGUGACGUGUCCAUCGUCGUCGGAAUUACUGUAUGAGAAGGCGACGAGCGUGGAUAAGACGUUGAAGCUAUACGAUGGGAUGUACCAUUCGUUGAUUCAAGGAGAGCCUGAUGAGAAUGUAGAGAUUGUGCUGAGGGAUAUGAGGGAGUGGAUCGAUGAGAGAGCCUUGAGAUAUGGACCGAAGAAAUAGAAAUCCUUGAAAAGGAUAAAAGAAGAUGGAAGUGUGAACGGCGGAAAUGGAGGUGUGUGAAUGGCAGAAAUGGUAAAUGUGGUGUGUUUUAUGGGUCAAAUAUUUCUCUAUUUCAAUUUGUUUUAAUUGACUUUUUCUCUUCUUCCUAUAAUAAUUAAAUAGACCUUCAUUGCUAAUAUAAGCUGUGUAGUGUGUGUAUUACUAUUAUUUAUUACCAGCUCUCUCUCUUCUUUUCA